AUGACCCAUUGAAUGUUUUGGAACUGGAACACUAUGUCUUGAUGUCUAUGGGACUCCUUAAAUGAUUUGAUGAUCAUACUCUUUUUUUCAGAAUAAUUACAAAGCAUUUUGUAUCAAAUCUUUUUACUAAAAUUGAAUGCUGUGAGUUAAAUUUUGCAGUCAUGGGGCUGGAGGAUUUUUCAUAUUGAUCGAUUAAUAGGGAUCCUUUUUGGCACAAAUCUAAAAAAAUCAUAGCAACAUGGGGAGAGAAACAGAGAAUACAUGCCCAUUUGUCCUAAAUAUCUUCUGAAACUAGUUGUUAAGAGAGAAAUAAACCCAUUUGCCUUUGACUAAUUAUUGAAAAUUCAGUUAGAGAGGAUUUGAACCUCUUUGGCUUUAACUAAUUUUUGAAAAAUCCGGUACAGAGAAAGAGAGGUAGUUAUGGAAUGUUGGUUUCUGAAUAUAGCAAAGUUGACUACUUCAAUUGCCUCUCCGGAUUGAAUGGGUUUGGAGGGAAAUAAUGAAGCAAAACAAGUAUGGUGGGAAAUCUUUUGUUUCCUGCGGGGCCAAAAAAGAUCUGGUUCUUUCCAUAGCCAAGAUUUUUGGUUUCUCAGCCAACCUAGUCUCUGAAUUGGACCCCUCUUCUUGGUCUUUGAAUUGAAUUCUACAAAAUAGGAAUUAUUGUGAAUGUUAACAGACCCUUGAAGAUUCAGGUGGAGGCUGUGAUGGUUGUUUUGAGUCUGCAUUUCAUUGGACUGAAGGAAGCAGAGGGAAGAAAAAUGAACUGCUUUUCAUGUUGUAUGUCGGAUAACAGGAUCGCGAGGAGGUCAUUCAAGAAGAGCAUUAGGGAUUACAAGUUGGUGAAGAGCAUAGGUUCAUUUGCUAACAUCUCCUUCAAAUCUGCGAGCAGCAAGAGGAGGUACAUAACAAAAAUUGGACAGGGAAAUCUUUCUACCCGGAUUUUCACUUUUCGCGAGCUAUGUUCUGCAACUAAGAACUUCAAACGUGAAUGUUUGCUGGGAGAAGGCGGUUUUGGGAGGGUGUACAAAGGCUACAUUGACAACCCAAGCCAAGCUGUUGCUGUUAAGCAACUGGACAGGAAUGGAUUCCAAGGAAACCGAGAAUUCCUCGUGGAGGUUCUGAUGUUGAGUCUCCUCCACCAUCCCAAUCUUGUCAAUUUGGUUGGAUAUUGCGCGGAUGGUGAUCAAAGGAUUUUAGUGUAUGAGUACAUGGCCAAUGGUUCCUUGGAGGAUCACCUUCUUGGUUUAUCGCAAAAUAGGAAACCUCUGGAUUGGAUCACCAGGAUGAGAAUUGCUGAAGGAGCAGCAAGAGGACUUGAACACUUGCAUGAAACAGCCAACCCUCCAGUAAUUUACAGAGACUUCAAAGCAUCAAACAUACUGUUGGAUGAGGACUUCAAUCCAAAGCUCUCAGAUUUUGGACUUGCCAAGGUAGGUCCAACCGGGGAUAACACCCAUGUCUCCACCAGGGUGAUGGGGACAUACGGCUAUUGUGCACCAGAGUAUGCCCUCACAGGCCGGUUAACUACAAUGUCUGAUGUAUACAGCUUUGGAGUUGUGUUCUUAGAGAUCAUCACAGGACGGAGGGUCAUCGACUAUUCAAGACCAAGAAAUGAGCAGAAUCUAGUUACUUGGGCACAGCCACUGCUUAAAGACAGAAGAAAUUUUAAGUUAAUGGCAGACCCUUCGCUUGAAGGAAACUACCCAACAAAGGGUCUCUACCAAGCUAUUGCAGUUGCAGCCAUGUGUCUCCAAGAGGAGGCCAGUACUCGGCCUUUGAUCACUGACGUUGUCAUAGCUCUAGCACACUUAGCCGGAAACGACAUUGAAGAUGAGGGUGCAGAAGAAGACGAUGUGGCAUCAGAUACCGUUGAUGGAAACAGUGAUGAUAGAGGUAUUGAGACCGAGGAUACACCAGAGGCUCGGUAGGUCAGAGAAGCUAGGGUUAGUGAAUGAGAAAGAUCUUAAGAACUGAAAGCAUAUUGCAGCUUUGGCCUGCUCUAUGAAACCAACCACAUCACCAUUAGCUCAGUACUUGUUUUUUCUUGAUGGAUGGUUGGGUGAAAAUUUUGCACUCUUUCGUCGUUAUAGAGCUUGUAUUGUAACAGGUAUUUUUAAAUGGACGAAGACUGGGAGAGGGUGUUACUUUCUGUUUAUGAUAUCAACUGCCCAUUCCUCAA
Vitis riparia (riverbank grape) is the source of this 2179-nucleotide messenger RNA. RefSeq names its product probable serine/threonine-protein kinase PBL23. Gene Ontology annotation, biological process: protein phosphorylation. The record is from RefSeq and is a predicted model, not a curated record. The coding region runs from base 705 to 1928 and encodes 407 amino acids. Gene Ontology annotation, molecular function: protein kinase activity; ATP binding. Lineage: Eukaryota; Viridiplantae; Streptophyta; Magnoliopsida; Vitales; Vitaceae. The transcript is spliced from 5 exons.